Molecule: messenger RNA, 3953 nt
Organism: Epinephelus fuscoguttatus (brown-marbled grouper)
Lineage: Eukaryota; Metazoa; Chordata; Actinopteri; Perciformes; Serranidae
Gene: arhgap42a
Product: Rho GTPase activating protein 42a
Exons: 24
Coding region: 414-3392 (992 amino acids)
Biological process (GO): signal transduction
Cellular component (GO): cytoplasm
Molecular function (GO): protein binding; GTPase activator activity
Source: RefSeq, a predicted model, not a curated record
CGUAUGUAGACGGAGUUAGCGACACAGUGCCGACCGCUUUGAGACGUCCAACAUCAAGCUCUGCUGCUUUCUUUCCGCGACUGGUGGUGUUUUCUGUAUUAACUAAAGGGUCACUAAGAAUUCAGGCGGCUUUAUAUUUAAAUAUUAAUAUUAAAAGGUGAGGGGAGCAGCGUAGAGCUCGUCGUGUAGCCUAGCCAAACUCUGUCCGCCACAGACUCUGCCUGUGUUCUAGUGUCCGGAAGUUCUGAGGGGGAAACUAAGAAAGGCAUGAAAAAAAGGAGCUGGAAGAAACUUCUGACCAACUUUCUCCGAGCCCAUUGAAACACAGCUUUCUCUCGGAAGUCCCACCGAGGGCACGGUGAACUCGUUUUGCUUUUGAUAUCUAAUAAUUAUCUGUGUGCGUUAAUUUAUCGAUGGGUCUGCCGACGCUGGAGUUUAGUGACUCUUUCCUGGACAGUCCGGAGUUCAGAGAGCGACUGCAGUGCCAUGAGAUAGAGCUGGAGCGCACCAACAGGUUUAUAAAAGACCUCAUCAAAGAUGGAAACCUGCUCGUAUCUGCCCUCAGAAGUCUUUCUCUCGCUGUUCAGCGGUUCUCUCAGUCUCUACAGGAUUUCCAGUUUGAAUGUAUUGGAGAUGCUGAGACUGAUGAUGAGAUCAGUAUUGCUCACUCCUUGAAGGAGUUCUCGCAGCUCUUGAGCACCAUGGAAGAGGAGAGAAAACGGCUGAUCCAGAACGCUGAUGAUGUGUUGAUCUCACCGCUCGAGAGGUUUCGUAAGGAGCAGAUUGGAGCUGUCAAGGAGGGAAAGAAGCAGUUUGACAAGGAGACAGAAAGAUAUUACUCUGUUUUGGAGAAACACCUGAGCCUGUCCUCUAAAAAGAAGGAAUCACAGCUACACGAGGCUGAUUCACAGAUGAGCAAGGACAGGCAAGUUUUUUAUGAUGCUUCGCUGCAGUACGUCUUCAAGAUCCAAGAAGUGCAGGAGAGAAAAAAGUUUGAAUUUGUGGAGCCGUUAUUAGCCUUCCUGCAGGGUUUGUUUACGUUCUACCAUGAGGGCUACGAGCUGGCCAGUGAGUUUGAACCCUACAAGCAGCAGCUUCAGUUCAACCUGCAGAAUGCUCGCAAUAACUUUGAAAGUACACGUGCUGAGGUUGAGAGGCUGAUGAAGAGGAUCCGAUCUGCAGAAGAAGACUUCAAAGCCCCCAGUUGCUUCACCAUGGAGGGAUAUCUGUAUAUACAGGAGAAACGUCCUUUGGGCAGCGUGUGGACCAGAUACUACUGUACUUAUGAAAAAAGCUCCAAGCUGUUCACCAUGAGCAACACAGAGGCCAGACCAGCCAGCAGACAGAACGGCGUGGUGAAUGGGACACCUGAGAUGUUCAAGCUGCGCUCGUGUGUCAGAAGGAAGACGGAUUCAAUCGACAAACGCUUCUGCUUUGACAUCGAGGUGGUGGAGAGACAUGGCGUCAUCACCCUGCAAGCGCUCUCUGAGGCCAACAGGCAGCUGUGGAUGGAGGCAAUGGAUGGAAAAGAACCAAUUUACACUCUGCCUUCUUUGCUCAGCAAGAAAGAGGAGACAUUUCUCAACGAGGCCGGCUUCAGCUUUGUCAAGAGGUGUAUUGAACUGGUUGAAACAAGAGGCAUUACCACCCUGGGACUGUACAGGACUGGAGGAGUCAACUCCAAAGUGCAGAGGUUGAUGACGAGUGUAUUCUCAUCCACAGCUCCCCCUGACAUGCAGCUGGAUGCAGACGCCUGGGACAACAAGACCAUCACCAGCGGCCUCAAGAAUUAUUUCAGGUGUCUGGCAGAACCAGUUCUGACCUACAGGCUGCAUAAAGAAUUCAUCAAAGCUGCAAAGUAUGAUGACCAGAAGUACAGAGUGAGAGCGAUUCAUGCUCUUGUACACAAGCUGCCAGAAAAAAACAGAGCAAUGUUGGACAUCUUAACCGACCACCUCUUCAAGGUUUCCUCUCACAGUGACCAGAACCAGAUGACUGUGUCCAACCUGGGAAUGAUCUUCGGCCCCACACUGAUGAGGUCACAGGAAGAGACGGUGGCCGCCAUGAUGAACAUCAAGUUUCAGAACAUCGUGGUGGAGAUAAUCAUUGAAAACCACAACAAGAUUUUUGGUGAGGCCCCCGACCUGUCGGUGCCUUUACCUCAGGCUCCGUCCUCUCGGUCGACUCCUCGGAGGAACAAAGCCAUCUGUCUUUCGUCAGGGAAGAGGAAGGCCCGUCUUUAUCCUCCGGCUCUCUGUCUGGCAGACAAUGACAGUGACACUUUCAGUAGCAGCCCCAGCACGACUCCGAUGGGAAGUCAGGAGUCUCUGUCCUCACACUCCUCUGAGAAGAACGGAUUGUCUCAGACUUCUCCUCCGUCAUCUCCUGCUGCAGAGUCCAGCUCGCCCUCCGCAACACAGGUGUGUCCUCCAGCUGCAGCUUCUUCCUCCUCCCUGUCCGACAACGCCACAAACGUGACAGAUCACAAACACCAGACAGACAGCGCCACCUCCCCUCACCUUACACCUCCCUCUUCCCGGACUUCCUCACAGAUCACUCCGACCCAGCAGACUUCCUCUGUGUCCUCCUCCACGUCCUCUUUGCUCUCCACAGAGAGGAGUCUGUCCGUCAAAGGAAACUCGACUGCCUCCUUAUCAUCUGUAAAAGAGUCAAGAUCUCCCUCCAUAGCCUCCACAUCCACUGCCUCCAUCCAGCACCCUUCAGCAGAGCGCGCCUCCUCUCUCAGUGAGGGUCGACCUGUUCAGAGAGCGUCGUCUGUCUCCUCUCUGAAGAGCACUCAUUCAGUGGAUCAAAGAAAUGUAUCCAGUGUCUCCACCACUGUCACAGAAACUAAAUUGACGGACUCCUCUCCUUCUCGUCAGCUCAGAAAAACUUACAGGACUGCCUCCUCCUCCUCUUCCUCCUCCUCUUCAUUAUUCCCCUACAGGCUUUCUGCAUCCUCCUCUCUCACCUCCCUGCACAUCUCCGAAGAUUACAAAAGCUGUCAUGGAUCGGUACAGAGUCUCAUGUCGCUGGAUCCACAAGAGGCAAUGCUAAGACGUAAACCUGCACAUGUCCGCUGUGGCUCCGAUAUAACCACCAGGCACUCUGCAGCCGCCACAUCCAGCAACGGAUACCAGAGGCCUGGAUCAGUAUUAUCAGUCAGACUCCCGCAGCGCGAGAGUUCAGUAUUCUCCUCAGCAUUAGACAUAUGCUCAGGAAGGGAGGCAAAAGCUCUUUACUCCUGUGAGGCAGAACACAGCCAUGAGCUGAGUUUUCCACAGGGGGCGCUGUUCUCAAAUGUGUACCCGUCUGUGGAACCUGGUUGGCUUCAGGCGACAUACAACGGCAGAACAGGCCUCAUACCUGAAAACUACAUCACAUACAUGUGACAGAGCUGAUGAUGUCAUUGCCAAAAUAACACAAAGAUCUAACUUAGACUUUAGAGAUCUACAGUGCAAACAGUAAUCCUCUGUGCUGCUGAUCGAAGAUAUAAUAUAUUCAUCAUGUAAACUGUGACUGCUAUCACUGAACUACUGGGGCUAAGUAUGAACGAUGCAUGUACUGUAUGUAUAUCUGACUACUAUAUGUGAACCACGUUAAAUGUUAUUAACCAUUUUAUAGCACAGUAGAUGUUAAAAGCUGACUUCUUGUCUGACUUUUCCUCCAUUCAUACGUGACAGUGUCACUUAACGUCAUCAGCUCCUCUUUUAUGUUUGUGUUCAAUGCCGUACAUACAUGAAAUGUGCCUGUAAGGUACAUGAAAACAGUAUUUUUUUUAAUUAAUCCUGGUAAUUUAUGAUUAAAGUGUCAUAUUAAUGUUAUAGUUGUGUGUCACACCUCUGUGCCUGAAACAGUAUGAACUGAUGGUCUAAGACUGAAUCCUGCCGUAACAUCUUCCUUCUACUGUCUGUCAAUUUUCAUGCUGUCUAAAUAAAAGACAAAUACUUUGA